Cyclopterus lumpus (lumpfish) is the source of this 3455-nucleotide messenger RNA. Its product is annotated as bromodomain containing 8. The transcript has 19 exons. Bases 375 to 2750 code for a protein of 791 amino acids. Gene Ontology annotation, cellular component: NuA4 histone acetyltransferase complex. The record is from RefSeq and is a predicted model, not a curated record. NCBI's taxonomy places the organism in Eukaryota, Metazoa, Chordata, Actinopteri, Perciformes, Cyclopteridae. Gene Ontology annotation, molecular function: protein binding.
AGUUAUUUGAUAGAUAUCGUUACAGUAAGCUACAUCUUUCUCGCCUGGACGUUUUUGUUGUUGUUGGGGGGAGAGUGAUGUGUAGCACGCGCUCUGUAGAGGUCAACGCGGAAUCAAACCGUGUUGUGCGGAUGCCUCUCAGGGGGGCUCAUCUCUGAGUUACCAACAGCAACGAGCUCACGCGACAGCGACUUUUAACGGACAACGGCUAGCUAACGUUAGGAAGAAACUACCGUGGAAGCCUCAACGGCCACAACGUGACAUCAUCCACUGACGUUAACGUCCCUUCGCUCGAUGAAUGUCGCGUGCGGAGCUCGCCAGCGUCGUGUUUAUCGCCGGGUUUCCGUCCGCCGUGAUGUCGGGAUGACAGGAAGAUGGCAAACGGCGUUGGAAAACACAAGCUACUUGUCAUUGGACCAACAGAGCCAUGGUCGGCGAGGGAGAAGCUGUGUUUGGCCACAUCUGUCAUGAAGAGUGGAGACCAGAACUGGGUGUCUGUCAGUCGAGCCAUUAAACCAUUUGCAGAACCCGGGCGACCACCUGACUGGUUCUCUCAAAAGCACUGUGCCUCCAAGUACUCUGAGCUCCUGCAAACAAUAGAGGCCCCAAAGCGGAAGCGGGGAGAGAGAGGUGAAGUGGUGGAGACAGUGGAGGAUGUGAUAGUCCGCAGGCUGACGGCUGACAGGAUUGAUGCACUAAAAAAGUUGAUCAAAGAAACACAGGAGACGCACAGGAAGCUGAAGAGAGAAACUGAACUGAUUCAAGCAGGAUGUCUGGAUUCCAAACUAGAAGAGUUAUGGGAAGACAUUCUGCAGAAGAAGAAACUGGAGGAGAAAGAAGCAGAGCUGAAACGAAAAAUUACAAAUGCUGCUUAUCAGGCCAGACAGGUGGCAAAGAACUCAUCUAAGCGAGAGCCCGGCAUCACCAUACAUUCGCUAUCAGGCUGCAGCUCCCCAAGCCAGGAGUUCUCACCGGGUGACCGACUCAAGUGUUUGACCCUGGAUCUCGCUUUGACAAAGAGUGCUUCAGGAUCAACCAGGUUAAUGACAAUUGCUGAGUCUUCUGGACCAGGAAAUGAUGACAUCAGCCCUGGGUCACUUCUGGAUGAUCCCACUCAAAAGAAGCUCCUGGUCCAGAAAGCCACACCACCACCAUCUCCACUCCUGUCAGAGUUACUGAAGAAAGGCAGUAUCUUGGCCACAAAUUCAAGACUGAUUGGGGAGGGGGACGUGAUCUCUGCUAAUAUGACAGGAGCACAUGACUUGCAGCUGGCUCUACCAAGCCAACCUCUCACUCAGGCAACAGAGGUGGAUGUGAUGGUGCUGUCUUUGCCCCCUGGGUGCCAGCCUAUCUCUGCAGAGGAUAAGGUGGCAGAGCUCGGUGAGGAGGGUGUGACUGUGUCCUACAUGGGGGAUGAGCUGGACCUGAAGACGGUGGGGGACAUUAUCGCUAUCAUUGAGGACAAGACAGAUGUGACUGCAGAGGCUUUGGAUGCAGCUGCAGUUGAGGCUGCGCUGUCACUGUGUGAAGAGAACGGCCACGCUUUGUCUGGUGCCUGGGAGCCCACAGGGGUCCAACAGUCCAUGUCUCAUCACAGUAGCCUGGAAGGGAAGACUGACGUGUUAGAAGUUCAGGGUGGGACUUCAGUGUCACUCUCGUCUCUGUGCAACAGUCAAGAUAGCGGUCUGGCUGCAUUCCCCAUGGGACUAAGGGGCCUUCCUCACACCUCCUCAUCCUCACGCAGCUCAAAGCGUUUGGAGCACUGCCGCGCUGGAGCACCUCCACAGCCUGAGGCAAUGAGAGAGAUUGGAAUGUUGGCGCAGCAGAAAAGCCACAUUUCAUUGGAUGUUACUCUAAAACGUGAGAGCGAGAAAUGGGCACAGCGAAGACCUGAAAAGCCCCAUCGAGACUCAGUAUUAGAAGAUAGCCCACUGACAGAAAGACAUCCCAAGGGGAUGAAAGCGGGAGGAGAAAAGGCCUCAGGGACUAACGUGUACCAUGAGCUUAAUGGGCCAGAAGUGUGUGGAGACGAAGAGGCUGAUGGGGUGGAGGGAUUCUUGUCGGAGCCAGACGGCGAGAUGGAGCUCGAGCCUGCGGCCAGCGAGAGUGAGGACGGGUACAGCCUCCACACAGCCUCCUCGUCUUUACAGCUCCACACAACCGCAGACUCCAUCCCCAGCAGCCCCGCCUCAUCACAGUUUUCUGUCUGCAGUGAGGACCAUGAAGCUCUCCAGGCUCACAAGAUCUGGAAGAAAGCCAUUAUGCUGGUGUGGCGUGCAGCGGCCAAUCACAGGUAUGCAAAUGUCUUCCUGCAGCCAGUAACUCAUGAAAUUGCACCUGGGUACCACAGUAUUGUGCAGAGGCCAAUGGACCUCGCCGCCAUAAAAAAGAGCAUUGAGACCGGUUUGAUACGGACCACCGCCGAGUUCCAGAGGGACAUCAUGCUGAUGUUUCAGAAUGCAGUCAUGUACAACAGCCUGGAUCAUGAUGUGUACCACAUGGCUCUGGAGAUGCAGCGUGAUGUCCUGGAGCAGAUCCAGCAGUUUCUGGCUACCCAGCUCAUCAUGGAGACAUCAGAUUCUGGUAUCAGCGCCAAAAGCUUGAGGGGCCGUGAGAGCACACGCAAACAGGACUCCACUGACAAGGACACUGUCUCCAUGUCCUCUCCUGCCUUCCUUCUCUCUCUGUUUGAUGGAGGCACCAGGGGGCGCCGUUGUGCCAUAGAAGCUGACCUUAAAAUGAAGAAAUGAACAUCCAGUAUGACAAUUUGAUCCAAUAGUGUUCCAGAGUUGGAUUGAAAGAUGUGAAACCACAAGACUGAACUCAUCCUGUCAGUUCCACAUAUUUUCACUCUGCAUAAAAUGCAGUGUAACCUUUAUUUGCACUCCAGGUGAAAUGGAUAGACUGUAAUAUGAAGAAGCUCAUUUCCUCUUAGACAGCCAUACAGACAUGGAUUAUAAACGGUGUAAUCCCAGAUUACAAUGGGGCAGGAAGAAAAGGUCAAACCUUUCAUAGACAUAGCUGCGGAUCACUUAGACGUAGCCUGCUCUGAAUUACAUCUGGUUGUUUACUGUAAAUGAAGAUACAAAUUACUCUUAGCCUACAAAUUGACCGAAUUAAGCCUUCUUGAGACCUGGUUUUCAUUCAGAUUAGUGCGGUUGAUUUUAAGAAACAUACCAUGUUGGUGAUAAAAUAUAAAACCAGAGGCCAAAGAGUCUGAUUAAGAUAGAAGUUGAGAAUGAUUGUGCUAAUUUCAAAAAGAAACAUUUGAUUAUUUUAACAACUCUCCAAUCAUUUCAAAAAAAUGUCUGUAUUGUUAGUGAUGAGUUGAUUUUAUUUAGGGUUCACUUCCAGUGAAACCGUCUCGACAUGCAUAUGUGUCAUUUUCAGUAUUUUUGAGAAAACGUCCCGUUAUUAAAAUGUUUUGUGGACUUUAAAAUAAACAAUGAAACUUC